This is a messenger RNA of Mya arenaria, 669 nucleotides long. Its product is annotated as putative nuclease HARBI1. The coding region runs from base 1 to 387 and encodes 128 amino acids. The transcript has 4 exons. The record is from RefSeq and is a predicted model, not a curated record. Lineage: Eukaryota; Metazoa; Mollusca; Bivalvia; Myida; Myidae.
AUGCAGAUUAAUUACAUUGUCCCACAUCUUCUUGGGGACAGCGGAUAUGCUGGGCGAAGGUGGCUACUUACCCCAUACCUCAAUCCCCAGCCUGGUAGCCAAACAGCAUACAACAGAUCCCAUAAAAUUACUAGAGCCAAGGUGGAGAGAGGCAUAGGCCAACUUAAAAGACGAUUCGGUGUUCUCCAUGGUGAAAUUAGGGUGCAGCCAGAAAAAGCUUGCAGAAUUGUUCUGACCUGCGCUGUUUUGCACAAUAUCUGUAAAGCGCGGAACAUACCAAUGCCAGACGUGAUUGAUGACGGCGGCAAUGCUAACAACAUGGACAACAACAUUGCUCCUCAACAUGGUAUGCAGUACAGAGAUUACUUCGCCAACACCUACUUUUAAGCAGUACAUAUUGUGCCAUGGCCUGAAAUCAUUGGAUGAUGUGCUGAUGAAAAGUUUACAACUUCAUUUUAUGAAUAGACAUUAUUCACACAGUUUGCAGUAAAAAAAAUGGCAUGAAUGUGUUACUUACAUGUUGUAUGUCUCACUGGUCACAUUAAGGUCUGUCACCAUCUGAACUGGGCUGAAAGAAAAAAAAUAUUUCAUUACAUUAAAAAUGAAUAGCUUGAGAAAAAUGACUUAUAAUAUAUUGAUGUAUGAAGAACAUAACAGCUGCAAGUUUUA